Messenger RNA from Colius striatus (speckled mousebird), 4307 nucleotides. RefSeq names its product NFKB inhibitor zeta (gene NFKBIZ). Gene Ontology annotation, cellular component: nucleus. Gene Ontology annotation, biological process: regulation of gene expression. Bases 87 to 2210 code for a protein of 707 amino acids. The transcript is spliced from 11 exons. The record is from RefSeq and is a predicted model, not a curated record. Lineage: Eukaryota; Metazoa; Chordata; Aves; Coliiformes; Coliidae. Gene Ontology annotation, molecular function: POU domain binding; DNA binding.
GCUCAGCCCUGGCAGUGCCCCUGCCCGCGCCCGUUUCGCGUCCCGCCGCACUCCGCCGCCGCCCGCCGCCGCCCCGCGGCACCGCCAUGAUCGUGGAGAGCAGCCGGGACGCGGCGCCCGAUGGCGUCGACGGCGGAGCUCUCAGCAGCCCCAUCAAUCUCGCCUACUUCUACGGGGCCUCACCCCACUCCAGUGAGGGCAGCUGCUCGCCGGCGCACUCCGCCCCGGGCUCGCCGGGCUCGGACUCGGACCUCUCGGUGAGCAGCCGCGGCGGCGGCCGGAGGGACCCCCGGGGCGGCGCCCGCCCCGCGCUGCAAGUUGAACAGCACAUGGCGGGGGGAAAGCAGCACAGAGGACCUUUCCAGGGGGUCCGUGUGAAGAACUCGGUGAAGGAGCUCCUGAUGCACUUCAGGAGCAGCAAACAGAUGUCUUCGGGCUCUGCCACGGAGGAGAGCAAGGCACAAGGAGGAUUGGUGAACUACGACCAAUACACAGCAGAUCUGAAGAGCAUCCUAGGUCACAGUGGCAAAAGAAAGGCUCCUGAGCAUCUUUCCGAUGGACCUUCUUUCAAGCGCCAAGCUAAUGUUCACCCACACCUCCUGACACCACCCCAGACACCAACCUCUAUGGAUAACAUGGAGGAGACUCAUAAAAACGACUCAAAGCAUGACAGCAGUUCUGAUCUGCUUCAGAAUAUUAUAAACAUCAAGAACGAGUCAAGCCCUGUGUCUCUGAACACAGUGCAGGUUAGCUGGUUGCACCCUGUCUCCAGUCACAGCUCACCUGGUGAGCAGUACCAGGACAGCCCAGGCACGCAGACUUUCUCCCCAUCCCAGAAGUACCAGGCAUUCCAGGAUCACACCUCCCACCAUAUGCUCGACCCGCCGCCGCAUUACCAGUUCCCUCCAUCCCAGAACCAAGAUUUGUCACAGAGCUAUCCUUCGGAUGCCUCCCUGGAGUACAGACCCUUUGCUGCCAAUGACCAGUCUCCUGCCUAUCAGCAGAACACCUUUGAGAGCCAUGAACUCCAGUACUGUCCAUCGCAGAGCUUCUCCUCGCUCUUGAACGACUCGGAAGGCUCGGAGGGCAUCUCCACUCCCCUCCAGCCGCUGGGCAGUGCCCCUCCACAGGCUGAUGUCAUCUCCCACACUCCCAAUUUCAGCUUGCUUUCUGGUAACAUCUAUGGUAGUCUGGAGCGCAGUGUCUCUGUGGCUACGUUGAAUGUCUCUCUACCUGACCAAAACAUUGCCAGAAGCACAACACAGCUAGGCAAGUCAUUUUUUCAAUGGCAAGUGGAGCAGGAGGAAAACAAGCUGGCUAACAUCUCUCAAGACCAGUUCCUUGCAAAAGACUCGGAUGGAGACACCUUCCUCCACAUUGCUGUUGCCCAGGGCCGAAGAGCACUCUCCUAUGUUCUUGCAAGGAAGAUGGCCGCCCUGCACAUGCUGGAUAUUAAAGAGCACAAUGGCCAGAGUGCUUUCCAGGUUGCUGUGGCUGCCAAUCAGCACCUUAUUGUGCAGGACUUGGUUAGCUUGGGGGCUCAAGUCAACACCACAGACUGCUGGGGUAGAACACCGUUGCAUGUUUGUGCUGAGAAGGGGCAUGCCCAGGUCCUUCAGGCAAUCCAAAAGGGAGCCAUGGGGAGCAAUCAGUAUGUGGACCUUGAGGCAACAAACUAUGAUGGUUUGACAGCAUUGCACUGUGCAGUUCUGGCCCAUAAUGCUGUGCUGCAUGAACUGCAAAACAGUCAGCCACCUCACUCCCCUGAGGUCCAGGAGCUUCUGCUGAGAAACAAGAGCCUGGUAGAAACCAUCAAGAUUCUGAUACAAAUGGGAGCCUCUGUUGAAGCAAAGGAUCGUAAAAGUGGUCGCUCAGCCUUACACUUGGCAGCAGAAGAAGCAAACCUGGAGCUCAUUCGUCUCUUCUUGGAGCUGCCCAACUGUCUGUCUUUCAUUAACGCAAAGGCUUACAAUGGCAACACGGCCCUCCAUGUGGCUGCCAGCCUGCAGUAUCGGGUGAGUCAGUUGGAUGCUGUGCGCCUGCUGAUGAGAAAGGGAGCUGAUCCAAGUGCCAGGAACUUGGAGAAUGAGCAACCCGUUCACCUGGUUCCUGAUGGCCUUGUAGGAGAACAGGUGAAAAAAACAAACCAAACAACCCUCUCCUCUGCUCCUGUCUCUCCCCACCUAUGCAAAAGCCUUAUUCCUCUUUGAAAGUUUUUGUUUGGGGAUUUUUGAAUUGUAGCUUUUAAGGAAAAGAUUUGGCAAAUGCUGUUUUAUUCGGGGAUCUCUGGUUUUAAUGUCAGGAUCAGGCAGCACAUACAAAGACAGGAAAUUAUAGAUUUUACUUGUAGCUUUUAUUUUUUCCAUCUCAAAAGUUCUUUCCUGUCAAGAUAGGCUGCUUUCUUUCUAGCCUUCCAAGAUGCUGGAGGUCAUGUCCUUUCUCUUGUUCAUCUCAAUAUGGUCUGAGAUCUUUUGUUUUUCUUGUAGUAAUUAGUAAUGGCAGUUCUUAGGCCUGAAUAAUAAAGAAAAUCCUCUUUUCCUGGUAGCUAUACAAAUAUGUGACGAGAGAGGUCUUGACCAAAGAAGCUAUUAAGAAACUGAGUAAUUCUCUUGCCUUUCAUUGGCUUAACUACCGCAAAAUUGGAUCAGUCCUGGUGUACCUGAACUCAACAUAGGCUAAGACAAAGCAGGAAUGCAAGACUGGCUCUAGUUUGUUGUUUUAGUUUUUAGUGUAAUGACUCACUUUAGGAUGAUGAAUACUAAUGGUUUUGUCUUUUUCUUUUCUUCAGAUAAGACGUAUCCUAAAAGGGAAGGCGAUUCAGCAGAGAAUGUCGCCAUUUUAAGCUCCAUGUUUCUUGGAGUUCAGCAACUCACACUCACUGUCAGUCAGGCAGUCCUAAUGUAUCUGUAAAUAGACCAUUUGCCUGGUGUGGGCAGAUGUUAGUUGUUUCCAUGAAACAAAAGUGUUUUGUUCACUAUCAUAUAGUGGGUUAUAUAAGAGUAAAAGUAAAAACCAAACCUAACAAUCAAAUUCCUCUGACCAGAUGGGAAUGUUUCAUUCCCAAGUACGUGGAAUAUUUGCCAGGAUAUCUGGAUUUCAUAGCUACAGCAAGAGUGGUUUUAUUUAAACAGCCAUACAGAUAACUUCUGGACAAGGACAAUUCUACAGGAAAUCUUUUUAUAUAGAGAGGGCGGAUACAUGUCAACACUGCAGCAAUUUUUUGUUGUGUUUUUAAUAAAUAUUAGUGCAAAAGGAAAGAAAAAUGUUUUUCAAGUUGAACAUUUAUUUAUGUAAUUUGGUAGCUUUCUUCCAGUAUCUUGGGCAGGAUUGUGUAUAGUCAUUCACAUUGUACAGCUGUAUAGUUCUGAGAAUCUAUUGAUUGCUUGUGGAAUGAACUGAAGAAACAAGUUCCUUGAUGUUGAACUUGCAAAUUUUAUUUCAAGUUAUAAUACCAUACUGUUGCCAGUCGGGUAAAUGUGGUUCUUUUGAAAGACUGAAGACCAAGAGUACAAUUAGGAUAGGUUGUCCCUAGUACUUAUUUGUGUAUGAUGUUUGAGUUGUUAAUAAAAUAUGAAAAGCUGUGCUUCUUCAGGGGACUGCAGCAGUUUUUCCUUGUACUCCGUGGAGGUUUUUCUUUUGGUGCGACAAGAGAUUGAGGGAGAAAGAUUGUGACUUCUAUAGUGUGUACAUAACUUUGUACUUCAAAGAAUAUGAUCCCCAUUCAGUGAAAGUAUUUAGCAUGUACUUAACUGUUGAUGCAUGCUGAAAAAUUUCUGUUCAUUAUAAUACUUCAACAUGUGUAAGCCCCACUAGUGUCAGUAGGACUUUAGCACAUGCAGCAUUAGUUUGCUGAAUUGGGCUCUAGUUAAUUCUAGAGACUUAGCGUUUUUCACUUCCUAAGCAGAGUUAGUCCAUUUAUGGUUUUACCUUAUAGGUAUAGUGGCUAGCCAAGUAAAAUUUAAGUUAAUGUUUUUCUAUUUUUUAAUAAUUAUGGGUAUUAAUGCAAAAUACUUACCAAUGAGGCUGAAUACUUGUGUUCUGUUGGAAGAAACUUCCUCCUAUAAUUUCCUGAAUGAUCUGUGCCGAGCUAUUAUCCAGUAAUAUAUUCUCUGUAUGGUCUUUGCUGUUAAACUGUUUUUCUGUCACAUGCAAUUCUCUGCCAUAACUGUUUUAAUUAAUCUGCGCUGUUUUGACAAAGUAUGUCUUGUAGACAAGCUAAGUGAAAAACUGAUGUGUGGAGGCCUAGUUGCAAUGUAUUUCUUGAAGGGUCUCAUGUAACUUGUGUUUGAAUAAACAAGCUGAUUAAA